Rotaria sp. Silwood2 is the source of this 1326-nucleotide messenger RNA. The record is from the annotation of a GenBank genome assembly. Lineage: Eukaryota; Metazoa; Rotifera; Eurotatoria; Philodinida; Philodinidae.
AUGGAUUUUGAAAAUGCUGGUAAUGAAAAUAAUCAAAAUCAAUUAUCUCAUCGACAACAACAUCAUCAUCAUCAUUCUCAAAUGAAUGCAAAUUCAGCAUUACCAUUAGUUCGUUUUUUAAAUUGUUUAGAAAAAGCAGCUGUUGGAAUUGUUUAUUAUGUUGAUUGUACGGUUAAAGAUGAACUUAUUUGUCGAAAAGAAGCUAAAUUAAUGCAAUAUAAAAAUAUUGUUGAACAAAUUCUUCUUAAUCCAAAAGAAUAUCAUGAAGUAACAUUACAAUUAAGUGCAACAAAAUGUUUAUGUAAAUUUAUGUUAUUAUCACUUGAAUUAUGCGAAACACAUGCAAAAAUGUUAUUUGAUUUAUUAAAAAAUUCAACAUUCGAAAGUGUUCGUGUUGCUAUUAUGGUUUUAAUGAACGGUUUUUAUUUAAAAUAUCCAUUAGCAUUUGCUGCUUAUUCAGAUGAUGUUUAUGGUUGUUUACGUGAUCGAUCAGAUAAUGUACGUUUAGCAGCAUUAAAAACAAUUUCAAAUUUAAUUCUCAAAGAAAUGGUUAAACCAAACGGUCAAAUAAGUGAAAUAGCAUUUUGUAUUAUUGAUAAACAUACUCAACUAGCUACAUUAGCUACAUCAUUUUUUAGUGAAUUAGCUAAACGACAACAUGGUGAAACAUUAUUUAAUAUUUUACCAGAUAUAUUUUCAAAUUUAGUUGGCGUUAAAUUAGAUGAGCAACGUCAAUUAAAUGAAGAAGAUUUUAAAUCUGUUAUCGACUUUUUAUUUAAAUAUAUUUUUGAUGAUCCUCGUGCAUGUCGUGAUCUUGCUUAUAUCAUGUCAAAAUUAACAUUUAAUGAACAAUCAUUAAAAGGUCUACUUCAUCAUUAUGAUAAUUAUCGAGAUAAAUUAUUUGAUAAUGAUGUUUAUCAAUCAUUUUUAACGAUUCUUGAUAAUGCAAAAAAGAAUUUAGGAGCUAAACCUGAUUUAAAAGUUCUAAUUGAUGCAUUAUCGACUAGUAUCAAUAAAGAAAGAUCACCAAAUGGAAUUUUAAUUGCUGUACAACAAGCACAACAAAAAACAAAACAACAACCAAAAGGUAAAAAAAUUAAAACUAAAAAAGAACUAACGAUGAAAGUCCUUCAAUUUGUGGGGCAGACCUUUUUUGGUAUCCGUUCCGAUCACAGUCUAGAAAAAACUAUUCCAGAGUUUAUUCAUAUCACAUAAAAAAAAAUUUCUUUAGUCCUUAUUUUUUGAUUUAGUCGAUGACUGGCACUUUUUCAGUCAUCUCUUUUGAAUUAUGUUCUAAUUGAUGAUUUAUAAGAUACUUUGCUUAAA